UGCUAGGCACCAGAUCCCUGAAUUAAGCAUUGGGCUCCACACCAAAAAAUUAGUAUCAUUUUUCCAAUUUUUUAAAAAUGUUGGUGACCUAAUUUGAGACUAACCCUGCUUAAUAACUCCAUAAUCAUUUAAUUAAAAUUUUGUUUAUGUAAUGACGGUAUAAGCUCUCAGUCUCUGGUUUUGCCAAAAUCUGUUUAGCAAUCAUUUCAGAUUCCUAAAUUCUUGCUUCAUUUUUUUGACUCUAAGUCAGAGAUUGGAUUUUUUUUUUGAGGGUUUAUGAGUAAAAAUUUGAGAGUGUUGUUAAGUUAAAUGGUGUCUCUGUUCUUCUCCAUCAAACUUAAAAAAUGUCAGAGAGGAAGAUUCAUAAUUUCCAGCUCCAAAACGAGAAUUUGAAUCAACAAAUCUCGCCUUCUCCUUCUCCAAUCACCGUGAAUCAUCAAUCAAACGAUUCUUCUUCUUCUUCUUCUUCCUCCGGUGGUAAUAAUCGAAUAAGCCCCAUCGUUCUCUUCAUCAUCGUUCUCUUAUCCGUAAUCUUCUUCAUCUGUAGCAUUCUACAUUUGUUGGUUAGAUAUUACUUAAAGAAGAAAAGAUCGAGUCUUUCUUCAUCACCAAACGAAUCUGAUCAAAACCCAGAAUUUUCCGAAUCCGAUACUUACCAAAGACAGCUUCAACAGCUUUUUCAUCUCCACGAUUCAGGUCUAGAUCAAGCUUUAAUCGAUGCUCUCCCUGUGUUUCUUUACAAAGAGAUCAAAGGUACGAAAGAGCCUUUUGAUUGUGCAGUGUGUCUUUGUGAAUUCUCGGAAGAUGAUAAGCUUAGAUUGCUUCCUAAUUGUAGUCAUGCUUUUCACAUAGAUUGUAUCGAUACUUGGCUUCUCUCGAAUUCGACUUGUCCACUUUGUAGAGGAACCCUUUUCUCUUUAGGUCAUCAAUUUGAAUACCCGGAUUUCAAUUUCGGGUUUUUCGCCGGAGAUGAUGGAGGAGUUAGGGUUUCUCCGGUGCAGAAACCGGCUGAUAAUGAGAUUGGGAAGAGAGUGUUUUCAGUGAGGCUUGGUAAGUUUAGGAGCAGCAAUAUUAACAACAAUGGUGAAGUAGUAGUAGGAGGAGGAGGAGAGACUAGUGGUGGGUGUGUGAGUAGUAGUAGUCUUGAUAACAGAAGAUGUUUCUCAAUGGGGUCUUAUCAGUACAUAGUGGCUGAAUCAGAUCUGGUAGUGGCUUUGUGUCCUAAUAAUGAAGGAUUAAAGAAUGUGAAAGAAGGAGAGAGUAAUAAUAAGGAUGUUGAAGGGAAGAAGAUUAACAUGAGAAGUAAAGGUGAGAGCUUUUCUGUGUCAAAGAUUUGGCAAUGGUCUAAUAAGAGAUCAAAGUUUCCUAAUAAUCCAUCAGAGACCAAUCUUGUGGUGUGUGGUUCUUCUUCUUCUUAUGCUUGUUCUGGAUCUGGGAGUGCAGUUGCUGCUGGGUUAGCAUUGAAUGGAAGGAGAUUUCAGGGUCCAUAAGGAAGGGUAAAGAUCAGAGAGGGUAGCUUAAUUCUGCCAUUGAUUUAAUUCAAUUAUUGAUUUUGAGUUUUGGUGAAUUCAUUUUGUUUAACACGAUACUGUAGUGUUAUUUUGUGUCCUCUGUAGCUGAAUCUCUUUGUGUUGAGGGGAAUAAGCUUUUGUUACUUGAUGAUGUUAUAGUGAUACACUCUUAUAUGGGAUGUUUCUAGUUCUAAAUCAAACUUUGUUCAUAAUCAGUUGAGAAAGUUUGAAGAAGAUUAGAUUCU
Messenger RNA from Arabidopsis lyrata subsp. lyrata, 1756 nucleotides. Its product is annotated as RING-H2 finger protein ATL47. Lineage: Eukaryota; Viridiplantae; Streptophyta; Magnoliopsida; Brassicales; Brassicaceae. The record is from RefSeq and is a predicted model, not a curated record. The transcript has a single exon. The coding region runs from base 345 to 1490 and encodes 381 amino acids.